Vigna umbellata (rice bean) is the source of this 759-nucleotide messenger RNA. NCBI's taxonomy places the organism in Eukaryota, Viridiplantae, Streptophyta, Magnoliopsida, Fabales, Fabaceae. The record is from RefSeq and is a predicted model, not a curated record.
UAAAAUGAAGGAAGAAAAGGAGCGAUGGAAUUGCUGAAGCUUUCGAAGUUGAAGCUCCAACUUCAAGCCCUCGUCGCCGAAGUUCGAGAUCUCAGGGACAGAGAACGCUCCGCCACCGAGCAGCAUCACCUUCUUCUCCAGAAGCUGAACAAUAAUGAGGAAGAGUGUGGCAGAAAGAUACAGGAAUUGCAGGGCGAGUUGGCUUCCGUCAGAGAGGAGCGUCAGAAGCUGGAGAGAAAGGUGAAUUAUCUAGAGAACGAUAAUGUGAUGCUUGAGAACAAGCAGAAAGAGUUGAAGGGAACGCUGAAUAAUUUGCUUCAGUCUAGGGAAAGCUUCGUGCAUGCUUACGAGGUUAUCUUAAUGUUUGUGUAGCCCUUUUCUUGCCUCAUACACACACCCAUAUAUAUGUAUUUAUGUUACUAUAUAAAAGUGGUGCGUUACGUGAACAACGAUAAUGCUAGUGAGUGAUGCUAUAUCACCCUACAAUAUCUUAUUUAUAAAGAAAUAAUUAAAUGAAAAAAAUGCAUAAAAUGUCAUGAAGAUAUGAAAAACAUUCAAUACUUUCGUUACGUAACUAAUUGGAGGAUUAGGAUGAUUUUGCAGAAAAAAUUAGUUAUACAAUGCUAAAUUCUAAAUGAUGGCAGGAAAGAGAAGUCUCUUCCUUCUCUCAUUUAAUUUUUUUAGCUACCUUUUAUUGUUCGAUAAAUAAAGUUAUGAAUUUGAGCAUUACUGAAAUUGGUGAGGUUACUUUUGUGGAUU